Messenger RNA from Oryza brachyantha (malo sina), 855 nucleotides. Its product is annotated as co-chaperone protein p23-1-like. Gene Ontology annotation, biological process: protein folding; chaperone-mediated protein complex assembly. Lineage: Eukaryota; Viridiplantae; Streptophyta; Magnoliopsida; Poales; Poaceae. The coding region runs from base 142 to 663 and encodes 173 amino acids. The record is from RefSeq and is a predicted model, not a curated record. Gene Ontology annotation, cellular component: nucleus; cytosol. The transcript has 6 exons. Gene Ontology annotation, molecular function: protein-folding chaperone binding; Hsp90 protein binding.
CUUCCCUUCUUCACUUCGGCUCAGGCGUCGUCCCCGAGGUCUUCCAAAAAAACAAAAAGGAAAUCACAAACCCUAGUCCCCAAAUCGCCCACACGCGUGCAGGAAGCUCUUGCGCUUGCGGGCUCUCCGACGGGAAGAGACAUGAGUCGCCACCCGAUCACGAAGUGGGCGCAGAGGUCCGACAAGGUGUUCUUGACGAUCGAGCUGCCCGACGCCAGGGACGUGAAGCUCAACCUGAAGCCCGAUGGCCACUUCAUCUUCUCCGCGAAGGGCCCCGCCGAUGACACCCCCUACGAGCUUGAUCUUGAGCUCUUUGAUGCUGUGAAUGUUGAGGAGAGCAAGGCAGCCGUUGCCCCAAGAACCAUAUGCUACCUUGUCAAGAAAGCGGAGAGCAAGUGGUGGCCUAGGCUGCUGAAGAAGGAGGGCAAGCCACCUGUGUUCUUGAAGGUUGAUUGGGACAAAUGGCAAGACGAGGAUGACGAAGACAUCGGGCUCGGCGACUUUGGUGACAUGGACUUUUCGAAGCUGGGCAUGGGUGGUCCUGAUGAUGAUCUUGAUGAUGACGAUGACGAUGAAGACACGGCUGAUAGUGCUAACAAAGAUGAGGACAUCAAGGCAGAGGGGAGCGGGGAACAGGAAGCCGCUGGUGAAGCGAAGCCGUGAAAAAAGCCGUGUGUGAGUUAGAACGCUAUGCGUGACUUGUGUUGUGCCGCUGCCAGGUCUCAGAUUUUUGGUGUAAACUCUGGGGUGUGGAUCACUGCCACUGAAGUAAAGCAGUAGUUAUGGUUUAGUAGUUCCAUUUUGUUAAAAACUUGCGGGGAAUCUAUAAUACAUGCUGUCCUGUUUUGUGAGAUC